UGAUGAAAGCAUACGCGGGCGAGAGAUUGACUCGUUCAAAGAGACAUACUCAAAGAUCGACAGCUCCAUUGCCCUUCUCUGUGUGUGCGGGAAUCACGAUGUGGGUAACACACCCACAACCAACACUAUAAGCAAUUACAAAAAGGAUUUCGGCGACGAUUACUUCUCAUUCUACAUUAAGGGUGUUAAAGGUAUUGUGCUCAAUUCCAAUCUACUCUACGACCCCAGUGGAGCCAUUGACGAGUACGAGAAACAGAACGUGUGGCUCCAGAAUGAAUUGGCGUCGGUCGACCAUACAAAAACGCGCGUGAUAGUGUUUAUGCACCAUCCAUUGUUCUUGAAGUUUAACUGCGAUAGUCGUGACUUUUGCGACGGUAGAAGUAUUGCAUUAAACCGAUGGAUGAUACCUAAGUAUCAAAAGUGA
Molecule: messenger RNA, 424 nt
Organism: Sphaeroforma arctica JP610
Lineage: Eukaryota; Ichthyosporea; Ichthyophonida
Exons: 3
Source: RefSeq, a predicted model, not a curated record